GUUAAUACAUAUGCUAGGAUGAAUUAGAGUCCAUCUCCAAAUCUAUGCGUCAAGAUUUCACUUCGUAGAAUGCAGAAUCCGGGCUAAAACAUGCAUCACAGAGAUUUCAAAAUGCACCGUGAGAUGUUGCAUUAUUAUCAAAGUUUAAUGAAUCUGUAGCAGUUUCUCUUAUUGCAAGAAACGCAACCGGAUCUCAAUUCAGACCCGCUCGGGGGGAAAAGCGUGUACCGUUCAGGCAACAGCAGCCAGGGAGGUCUCUGGCGAAGCUCCGUUGGGUGCACGGUUGAGGGAGAAGGAAGGAAAGAAGAGUUAGGGCGUUCGUGCGAAUAGUCGUCGCUCGUCCGUUUGUUGGCGCCAUUCGUUCAUCUCAUUCCAUCAGUCCCUUCGUUUAGAGGCAGCCAUGCGGCAUUGGGAGGCCUUUUUCCCUCGUCCUUGCCCUACCCAAACCCUCCAGGUAGAAACCCCAUGACAUCUUUUCCGCCGUAUCUGAAAGAGCAAGAGAAAUGGGCGCAGCAGUUGGCGAAAAAGGUGGAGAAGUUCGAGUGGGAAGCCUAGUGUGGGCCUGCAUAGGCAAUGGGGUUUGGUGGCCGGGAAGGGUUUUGGGUCCCGGCGACAUGACGUCAUUUCCCGACCACCGGUUUCAAAUCCAGCUCCUCGGCCAAGAUACUGUCACCAUGGACUGCUACAAUCUGGAGAGUUCGAGGCGCGUAAAAGCCUUUCGUUGCGGUGAAUUUGAUGAUUGCAUUAGAAAGGCUAAAUUGUCCGAAGAAUUUGCUUCAACCGAAAGUCUGAAGUACGUGCAUCGUAAAAAUGCUAUUCUUCUUGCUCUUGAUCUUGAGAGGCAGUUGGUGCAAAACAAACAACUUAAAAGGCCAGGGAGUGAGAUGCAGGUAGAAACUUGUUCCAGGGAAAAGAUAAGAAAGCACGGCUACUUCACUGUUGAAUCGGCAGAUUGUUUGAACAAUUCUGUUGAGUCUCGUUCCUUAAGGGAAUCCCCAAAACGUUUGCAAGAUACCACCGCAAAUACCUCGGAACCAAUGGAAUCAGAUUUAUCUGAGAGCGUUAAUGAUGUGAAAAUGGGAAAGCCCUCAGGUACCCUUGUGAGCCGACAUGAAAACAAUAAUGAAACGAGUGAAGGUGUAACCAGUUACUCCUCAGAGUCCUCUACUGUUCAGAAGACAGCUGCUCCUGCUAUACCUCAAAAACCCAAACAUCAAAGAAAACGGAGUGUCCAAGAGCUUUGUCAGGGAGUUGCUGGGCUAUAUGAUGAUGCGAAUUGUGUCUUUGACUACAAGGGAGUUAAAGCAAUGUCUGUCUGUGCUUCAGUGUUUCCCAGCAAUGACAUGGAAACUUUGUUCGAUGCGCAGAUUAAAUUUCUACCAAGCUGCCGGGGAGUGGAUGUUCCCCUUGUCUGCAUGAUGAGCAGAUUAAAUGAGAAGGCGAUCAUAGGGCAUCCAGUUAACAUAGAGGUUCUUAAGGGCACUAGAGCUACAACGGGCAAGAAAUCGUAUCACCUGGUUUGGAAGACUUGUAAAAGGACUCCUGUCAUGUAUUCACCUCCAUUGCCUUCCACUCGUGAGAUCAGAAAAAUGACUCAAGCUUGUGACUCAAGUUUUGGAGGCAUGACUUGCUCGGCUCCAAAUGGUGAUUUCUCAGGAACAGAGGGAGUUCCUCUGAAUUCAGGCAUAAAGCAGCCACGUUCAAGAAAAGUCUACCAUGGUAUCAUAUAUAACCCGCACACCACAAUACAGAAAGCCCUGAAAGAUGGGACAUCCAAAGGAGUUGCUUGCGUCCCGGUGAGACAUGUUAUGAGAACGCUACUAGCAGCUCUUUGCAAGGAAUUGCAAAACUACUAAUGCUUUCGAGAGGGAUCAAACUGGUCUAGCUUUUUUUGUGUUUAGUAAUUAUAUAUAGUCUAUCCACUAUAGAUAGGAUUGAGUUGGAGAUUAAAAAACGGGCAAGCAUAUUCUAAUGAGUAGUUUUUGUGCUAUUACCGCUGGUUAACUCGCUACUGUGAUUCUGUGAACUGCUAGGCAUGUAGAUCAACAUAUCUAACUAUACUUACUGUGCAGUAGCUUUUUGUUUCCAUGCAGAUAUUAUUAUGUGGUAUUACUUGUUUAAGUUUAUCAGAGUAAAUCAAAGGGUUCUGAGUAA
This is a messenger RNA of Cuscuta campestris, 2154 nucleotides long. Lineage: Eukaryota; Viridiplantae; Streptophyta; Magnoliopsida; Solanales; Convolvulaceae. The record is from the annotation of a GenBank genome assembly.